AUGGGCUCCUGUGGCUUGCUAUUCCCGCUGCUCUGCGUCCUUGCCUUGUUUCCGUUUAGCUAUGGCUCCGCUCAGGAAAGUUCAGUAUUCACGUUCAAGCUUCGCCAUCAGCAUACAGUUUCAGCAGAUAACCGGCCUAGCACUUUCGGCUCUUACAAGCAGUGGCUGGAGAGGCAGACACAGUCUCGAGCAGCGGUUAUUUUGAGGCGCAUUCGUAAGAGAGCUGCGACCUCUGGAUCUAGGAAGCUUCAGGAAGGGGGUCAGGAAUCAACUCUUCCGAUCAAUGGAGGCGUUGAGCAACUGGGGACCUAUUACGUUACACUGCAGCUGGGUUCUCAGAAGGAAUCAUUGAACACCAUCAUUGACACUGGAAGCGACCUGUUGUGGGUCAGGUGUACUGGCUGCGUAAACUGUCCGCGAGAUACAAGAGCUCGUUCAUUCAAUGCUCAGCAGUCAGCGACUCGUCAGAGAAUCGAUUGUGCUGAGUGCAAAGCGAUCAACGAGACAACCUGCGCUGGCCCAUAUCGAGCAGGGUGUGGGAUUGGUUGCACAAGGCUGGGGGUUCGAGGUCGCUGCAUUGCUGGAUGCGGGCCGAACGGCACAAGUCGCUGCAAUUAUGCUGUCAUAUAUGGUGAUGGAAGCUACACGGGUGGAGUUGUGAUGCGUGAUGUGUUAACUCUCCCAGGCCGACCAGCAGAGAUAUCAGCACCGGUUGCCUUUGGUUGUGACUUCCAUGAGGCCCCAGGGCUUCUCAAGGAUCCCUUGAUUGGUCUGAUUGGCCUUGGCCAAAGCCCUCUUUCCAUUCCGUCACAGCUAGUGCAAGCCGGAAUUCUCCAGGGGAAUAUAAUCUCCCAUUGUUUGGGUGGGGAGGAUGGGGGCGGAUUCAUAACUUUUGGCCCACCUCCUAUGGCUGACUCGAGCAUGCAGUUUGUGCCUCUGGGGAAUGACACCACGGUGUACAAUGUGACGAUAUUUGGUAUUCAAGUGAAUGGGGUGGAUUUACAAAUCCCUGCUGGCACAUUUUUUGGAACUGGUGGCAUCAUUGAUAGCGGCAGCACUGCGCUCACGCUCCCAGAAGCAGCGUACACUCCUCUGAGAGAAGCAGUAAUCCAAGCUGUUGAUGGGAAAGCUCAAAGGCUUUCUCAGGAGGAAAUCAACCAGCUGGCUGGUGGGAACGUCGCAUCGGUUUUGAAUCUGUGCUACAAUGUUUCUUCAAGCGAUACGGCGACGCUGCAGUCUGCAUUCCCAACAGUGGCAAUUGUGAUGGAUGGUGCCAACCUGGAGUUACCACCCCAGAACUACCUAUGGCUUUUUGACAAUUUGGUAUGUUUCUGUGUGUACGACUCAAACAGUGUGGUGGGUCAACCCAUCACCAUAAUUGGAGAUGUAGCUAUGCGUAACAAGUUGGUUGUGUACGAUAGAGGGGCACGAAAGAUGGGAUUUCAGACACUCGAUUGCAAAUCUUCCUAA
Closterium sp. Yama58-4 is the source of this 1470-nucleotide messenger RNA. Lineage: Eukaryota; Viridiplantae; Streptophyta; Zygnematophyceae; Desmidiales; Closteriaceae. The record is from the annotation of a GenBank genome assembly.